Belonocnema kinseyi is the source of this 2616-nucleotide messenger RNA. RefSeq names its product PWWP domain-containing protein 2A-like. Bases 64 to 2151 code for a protein of 695 amino acids. Lineage: Eukaryota; Metazoa; Arthropoda; Insecta; Hymenoptera; Cynipidae. Gene Ontology annotation, molecular function: chromatin binding. The transcript is spliced from 6 exons. The record is from RefSeq and is a predicted model, not a curated record. Gene Ontology annotation, cellular component: chromocenter; nucleus.
GCCAGGCCGCUCCUCACGUCAGAUACCGCGAGGAGGAGGCGAGGAGCAAUAAUUCGAGCCAAUAUGGCGGACCUCGAGGCCCCGUCCGGGAUGGCCCUUGUCCCGGGGGAAAAGAUCCUCGUGACCGUCGAGUCGGCACUGCCGGAUAUCAUCGUCGUCACCUUCGAAAGCGGAGCCAAGACCUUCCAGGGUGCCCUGCUCAACGCCACCAAGAGAGGUCUUCCUUGCGGGAUACAACCACCAGAACCUGUGACAGGCCCUGACGGCGACAAACUCGCUUCCGUCGCCGCUCGCUUUAGCUAUUUUCAGGAGAAGAGGCAAGCCUUAGCAACAAAGGCCGACCUCCGCAGGCAGAUAAACCCUCCUGCGAGAUACAAGCAUGCCAGACCCACCGUUCGUCUUAGGCCGCGGCAGGUGCUCUGCAGCAAAUGUAGAUCAAUCUGCAAUGAAAAUAGCGAGAAUGUCGACGUGAGCAAAAAGCGGAAGCAGGAACCUCUUCCAGAGCCAGCACCCGUGCCAACGCGAAAGAGCGAUCGUCGAAGUGUUCCACAACCAACUUCAACGACGCAGAAAAGUCAGCGACGACUUUUGACCGUGGACUCGGCUAAGAUCAGGGCCUCUUUCAUUCCAAAAAUCUCCAGGCUGCAGCCCACCGAGAUGAAUACUGGUAGGAUGAGGGUCGCUUCUAGAGCGUGCUGGAGUAGGACUAGGAACGUGGAAAAUUCCGAGAUGAAUGGUGACGAGUCAAUGGAAAAUGGAGGAGAGCCCAUGGAACUGGACAGCAAUCCUACAACAGCAUACUGCGCAACGCCUCGUAGACUGAGCAGUUCCUCUGUGGAAAGUGCCAAGAUUCCAGAUGAAGAGGACAAGAAGACUCUGGCUGCGGCAGAUUCGACGAUGAAGGUCCGAACUGUCAGAAUACCGCGGAAAAAGCGAUCCGUUGGCUCCAUGGAAGACCUCUGGGACGAGUCUGUCUUCGAGGAUCCUACGAGGACAGCCCGGACGACUCCAGUUAUAAAGAUAUCCUUCGGUGCUCAAGGCGAGGGCACAGUAUUGAAAAUACCCGCCAAGAUUCAGAAUCCAUAUCAACCGGAAGGAGAUACCACCGAUCAGGAGGAUCCUCAAGCUGAAGCUGAGAAAGAUCCGCUGGAGUUGCCGCGAGCCUUUGUGGGACAUGAUGACGAUUAUCCUGGAGAUGUGGAAGAUGACGGCCAGGAACAGGUGGAUCCGCAAAGGCAAGGGGUUAAAGAUGCAAGUGCAAAAGCUGCAAAGAGAGCGUUGAAGAAGGCGAAAAAAGAAGCGAGAAGAAAAAUGCUGGGAGGAGUUUCACCUGCAAGAUCGCCCUGCAAUGGAUCGCCAAGGUACAAUCCAAGCUACGACCCUUUGUCCUAUCACCGCAGGAAGCACAAAAUGAAGCACAAGAAGAAGCACAAGGAGGAGCGGAAGCACAAAAAUCAACAGCAGCCGUCGUGCCUCGAAGACGGCGAGGAAAACCAGCAAAAUUGGAACGUUUUGCCAGGUGGUGGUAGUGAAAGCUACACGGCGAUCAAAGAGCAAUGCCUCAAGCAAAAGCUCUCGAUCUCCCUCAAGAGACUGAACACAAACGCUUAUGCAAGAUGUGACUACCCUGUGAGCAACGCAUCUUCAGGUUGUAAAAGUCCGGGUGCCAGCAGCGACGAGCUCAGUGAGCAGGAACCAGAAGUCGAUGCUGGAGAAACGGCUCCAGAUUUUCCACCUCCUUCGCAUCCUCUUGUAAUGCGACUCGAAGCUACUCCAGUGCCGCAUUGUUUGACUACCAAUGGCAGAAGGAUGGAUGUUGGUGAUGUCGUCUGGGGUAAAAUUCACGGGUUUCCCUGGUGGCCAGGCAAGGUUUUAAACAUCACUGUUUCCUGUAAAGAAGAUGGCACGUCCUUAGGUCCACAAGCACAUGUUGCUUGGUAUGGUUCGUCGACAAGUUCCCUGAUGUCGUGUGACCAGCUUAGUCCAUUCUUAGAAACCUUCAAGACGCGGUACAACAAAAAAAAGAGGGGACCUUACAAAGAGGCGAUUCGACAAGCACAAAAUGAAGCACGAAGUCAAAUAACACCAAACUCUGCUGGCAGUGUUCUAAAUGUUUGUGGCUCGCCUCGAGAGGUGAACGUCUUGUCCUAAAAGAGACUGAACGGUCUCUGACUUUUUUCUUACUGCCGAGAGUCCGUCGUCGACGGAUCGGAAUUGUAAUGUAAAAUAACUUUUGUACAUAAAAGUUAGCGCUAAUAGUUAUCGAAUGUCGUUGCGAUAUAAAAUUCACGCCGUAGUCGUGGUGCUUGGCCAAAUCUCAUCCCGGCAAUCUGCUUCAGUCAAAUCUGUUGUGGAUUUCACUUUACUCUUUACUGGCAAUCUUCAUAAGAUUGAAAAACGAUUACUGUGAUAUCGAAAGAAGUUCGCGCAAAGACACAGCAGUUUCUUCGGGCGGAUCUUCAGGCAUUUUUUUUUCUCCAAUAGACCGCUGCGAUUGGUUUUCUAAACCCGGCGGAAAGCUGACUUCUUACAAUUUACUGUCCUUCCCCCGCGGAUCCAGUUGAAUUCUUUCAAAGGUUUUUCAAAAACCCAAAUUAGUAUGUUAUUAUCAGCAUU